Molecule: messenger RNA, 19928 nt
Organism: Varroa destructor (honeybee mite)
Lineage: Eukaryota; Metazoa; Arthropoda; Arachnida; Mesostigmata; Varroidae
Molecular function (GO): RNA binding
Source: RefSeq, a predicted model, not a curated record
UGCUCGCUCAAUCGACCGGCGCCGCUGCUGUUGCUGGCUCACUCCCUCCCUGCCUCUUUCAAGACAUCUAUCUCUCUAUGUGCAUUGAAUAGUGGUGGUGGUGCUGCUGCUACCAGCUAGCGGUCAACCUCUCGCUAUUGGUUGCUGCUGCUGGCGCCGUGCGUGCGUGUGUUGUGUGUGUGCGGCAGCUGGUCGCGGUCGUGGCAGCGGUGCUGCUGUACAUCCACAACGACCGAACGCCGACCAUCACUACAACUAUAUAUUACUACUACUUUUAUUAUAACUAGCAGCGGCAAGAGCGCCGGUCUGGCCGGAGAGACAGACCGACCGACAACGGCGACUGAUCAACGCUGGCAGCAGCAGCAGCAGCAGCAGCAGCAGAAGCCUGCUGCUACUUCUAGCAUCGUCGAAUUGAGAGAGCCAGUCGACUGAGUAAGCUGCUAGCAAAGCAAGCAAGCACGCAGGCAGGCAGGCAAACCAGUUUGUUGUACAGUCCGUGUCUGCCUGUAUAACAGCGGCAGCAGCAGCCGCAGCAGGACUGACCCCCUCUGCCUGGCUCUGUGUCCGUGUACGCCUGUGCUGUUACUAGUAGCGGUCGAAUAAGCAACCGGCUGCCGCCAGGUAAGCAAAAAGCAAGCGGGGCAGCAGGCAACAGCAGCAGCAGCAAGCGGCCUACCUACCUACUGCCGACCAAGCAAACGAGCGACGAGUUGUUGUUUGUCGAAUAGCGGCAGGCAAAGCGACUACAGUGGCGGCAGAAGAAGCAGCAGCAUUAACAGCAGCAGCAGCAUCAACAACAGCAGCAGCAGCAGCAAAAGUAACAGCAACAGCAGCAACUCACUCCAUCGUAGUUUAUCCCUGAGCAUUGUUCGUUUUCGUUGGUGUAUUUGUGUGUAUGUGAGCUCUGAGAGCUGUGAGUGUACUGGCCUAGAGCUGUGCCUUUCCGCCGUGUGCACUCUGUACUGCUGCUGCUGUAUGUGUGUAUGCUGUGUUUGUGUAGCGGUGCAGGACAACACGAAAACAAAACGAAUACAACGGUAGAGGCAAGCGGCGAUGAUGAUACACGCAAUACGAUGGUGGUGGCGUUUUGCCUCCAUAUCGUCCAUGUAGUACUGCGGCCUGCUGCCUAGCGCUGGACGAAGCAAUACCAGUGAAAAUAUCGCUAGUCCUUCCAGAUUCAGUGAGAAAGAAUCGUGCCACAACCGCGGCCAAGUGUGUGUCAAACCCGUUGAUAGAAAGUCAGAUCAGUUCGUGCUAGUGAAGCAGAGUCGUCACAGGCGCUCAACUCAGCAGCAGCAGCAGCAACUCGUCAGCGACGGAAACGGCCUGCCGCUACUGCUGCCUCAAGAUAUGCAACUAUAGGCCGAAUCCAGCCAGGCCACACCGCUGGCAAUUGACGAGUCAACAACUGCCUUGAUUGAAACGAAAGCAAUUAUUUAAAAUAGACCGAGCGACCAGCAGAACACAGUGGGAUUGCUAAUAAAUACCCAGUCGGAGAGAGCUAGGACAACGGUUGGAGCGGACCAAACAAGGCAAAGCAGGGCAAGGCAAUGUAAAACAAGGCGGACGAUCACGACACACCGCCUCGACCUGACCAAGUAAGCUGUCGGUGAAUGUGUGUUUGUUAACGUCACUCUGUGUUCCUCUAUGCAUCAGUGAUUCUCUCUCAACAACAAAACACACCGACAACAGGCUGCUCGCCAUACACAGCAUUCAAUAUGCGUACAGCGCGUCGUGUAGCAGCUUGAAUCUGAAUCUACCGCAAGCACCAAGCAAACGAACUAGAUAGCCGUGAAGCCCCCAGUGAGUGAGUCGCCCCGCUCCCAUUUUGUACAGGCCCCAAACGAAGACGCGGCUAGAGCAAACGACAACAAUAGUAGCUUGGAGCACAUUACUGACCGGCACUAAAAUCGAUCGUUGAUUUUUUCAGUGAUCUCCGUCGUCUUGCUGGUAUUGCACUCUGUCGUAUUUCUUUUACCGAAGACGACAAACUCCUGAGAGAAUUGCUGGCUCGCCAUCUCCGCUGCUAUUUCUGCUGGUGGUUUACAAAAUAAAAAGCAGCCCUGCCUGGGUCCUCAUAAAAUUCUGCUCUACAAGAACUUGAGUAGAAGCAGUAGAAAAUCACAGACAAAAUCUACCAGCCAGUCAACUGCCGGGCAGCUUAAUUAGCAGGCGUUGUAGCAGUUUGUUCACUACCGGAAAAUUCGCCCGUGACAACAAAAAAACGUCGACAAGGAAGAAAAAUCUACGGUCAGUUUGCAACGUUGAUUUGAUUGGGGAAUCAUCAAAUUGGAGUUAUCUUACAGUAACAACACAACGUUGGAUACAGAGUUGGUGCAGUGAUACUGUGCAAACGGAAGAAGAGGAGCUAAGCUGAGAUUGAGUAGAAAAUUUGCAAAUUCCGCGAGGUAGGCGAUUUCGUUUCGCCCCCCCAUCCCCUUCCCCGCCCCUGCCCCUGCCCCUCCACCCUCGCCCCUCUGCGUAGGAUACACCCCAACAUCUAACGAGAGAUCAUCAUACACACCCAGGAUAUUGUAGUGCUGUGCAAGUGGACGCAAGUUUGCGACCACUCUUUUUUUCUAUAUCUCUUCUAUUAUCUACAACGUAUCCUCCCUUUCGUCCAAGUCCGGGCUGCCAUCUCUACGUCCUUCAUCUAUUCAAAGGAUAUACAUCUUGAUGAGAUCUAUUGUUGAUUGAUAUAAUUCGGUUAUUGUGUGCGUUGCGUUAUCGUAUUGUGUGCGUCGUUAUAUAGUGCGUCUGUUCAUUUGGUGGGUGGGAGCGCCAAUUAGUUCUCAACAGUGUAGCGUGUUGUGCUCAAUCCUAUCAUCGUACGAGUCGUAGCGAGUAUAUCGCAGGAUCAUUGGAUCUUCAGUCACAAGAAUUGUGUAUUUUUACCUACGCUGGAUCACUUAAUAAUUAUUGUACCAAUAUAUGCUACCAUCGCAUAAUAGUCGAGUACGCCCCGGCUAGAACAACUGGCUUUUAUCAUCUGUUGCCAGUCAAAUAGAUCACCACCACUACUACAGCUACUGCUACUGGAUUCCCUUGGAUUUCAUACUUGUGCAGCAUUUGAAUGUCGACGGGCCGAGGAAAGUGAUUUUACCGUGCGUGGAAAAUUAUAUCUUAAAAAGAAGAAAAAUUAUUGUGAGUGUGCAUAUGUGCUCUUUUAACAACAACACCAGCAGCAACCAAUCGAAAGGAAGUGUUUAAUGUGCUAAAAGCUUAAGGAAGGCUUUAUUGUGCAGUGCAAAAGAUAUCUAAAAAAUAAUAGGAAAAGUAUGUGAGAAAGAAAAGGAGAUAGAUAGAACGACUAGUUUAUAGCGAUCCUGAUCGCCGGGUUCGACUUUCCUUUUUGGCGAACAAUGGAAAGACUUUAGACGGAAAAGUGACUGUUAAGCCAGCGAGCUCAGAGUGCCCCUACUGAGUCUCGAGUGAAAUAGUUGUAAUGGCAGCUCGUGCCGACAGUGAGCAAUAGGCCAACUUAAGGUCUGAGAUCACUACGGAGAAAUAUCUAAAGGACACAAAAUAAACAUACAGUGCAAAACUCAACUGGAAAGCUAGAUCAUCCUGCCGUGUGGGAGGAACCACUAAACCAGGAGGCUAUACGCGGACCCAUAGGUUGCCGUUGGUCAUCUCAUGUCAGCGGGCUAUAGACCCGUCCAAGCUGGUGAGAUGGAGCGCCGAUUUUCGGCAUUCAUGCCGAAAUCGGCCUAGACGCCCUCAGCGGCACCGCCUUCCGCGGCCAAAGCCUGGCCAGGAGGCUUAGUGCGCCGGGCCGACGAGAUCUAACCAGGCAGGUAUCGCCGAGCUGUGAAGUUGGAGCAGCAGGCCGCGAAGCCUGCGCCGCUCGGUUGAAGUCACGGCGGAAGCCAUGAACGCCGAACAUGCUUGAACGCAUCGGAGGGCGUCUUGCUCUGUCCACUUCUGACCAUGGUUAGGGAGACCAGGCACCUUUGGGUCGGAAACCUUCCCGACAACCUACGCGAGGAGCGGAUACGGGACCACUUCAAACGGUACGGCAAGGUGCAGAAUGUAAAAAUUUUGUCCCGCGAUGAAAAUGGAGCCGCGGCUUGUACAGUAUCGUUUAUCGACAUCCGCUCGGCGGCAAAGGCCCAUAACGCGGAGAACAAAGUGGACGAAUGGUUGCUCAAGACGGACUACUACGAGCCGCCGUCAUCGGCCGCCGUGUCCGCGUAUGGUUCGGGAGGGACAGCAGUUGGAUCUGGUUCGGAUGGUAGCGGCGGGGGAACACACAAUCGAAGUAAAGGCGGCCAGAAUGCACCUACAUGUGGAUCUCAGAGCCCGUUCGCGACAGCUGGUACGACGUCACGCGGGGGCGUUGCUGGCGUCGAACCUCCGACGUCAAACGUUCGAACAACGGGCACACGGUACAAUACGUCAGCCCAUGACUCCAGCGAUCGAGCAUACGGUGGGUAUGGUGCGUAUAGUGCUGAACGGGCGGCCGAUUUUGGGCGAAGAGUGUCGCAGGGUUCGACGGCGAGUGGUGCGUACCAUGAAGAUGAGACGAGUACAACGUCAUUUCGUGCCCGGACGCACUUCCGGAGAAGCGCCGCAAUGGACGAGGAUAAAGAUUCACCGGCGUCAAACGCCACUAACCAAGCUAUCGCCAGUACAGGCGGCAACUCCGCGCCGAGUAGAAGAAGUCGGGCCGCAGCUCGCCGAAGCAAACAUCAUUCAGGUUCUGAGUCCAGCUCUAGAAGUUCAUCGGGCGCGUCAUCGAAGGGACGGUCAAGUUCGAGCGGUAGUAGCCAUCGUUCGAUAUCACCGUCGCAGAAGUCACAAUCACCAACGACAUCAUAUGGCAGUCAAGCAUCUGGAAUGCGAGCGAUCUCGGGAACUUCCGGAAGUUCUGGCCAGUCAGCGUCAUCACUCGGACAGCUCGGACUUAGCCAGUUGGCCGAUGGCGGGUUGGAUCGCGAACCCUGUGAUCGGGAUCGAGAUCGCGACGGACUUCACGAAAAGCGGCCGCUUGGCAUCUGCGUUCGAAACCUUCCCGUCCGAUCAACGGACACGAGCCUUAAAGAUGGCCUGUUCCACGAGUACAAAAAGCACGGCAAAGUCACUGUUGUAAAGGUGAUUGGACAAGGCACGGACCGCUACGCAGUAGUCUGUUUCAAAAAGCCCGAAGAUGUCGAGAAGGCGCUCGAAGUAUCAAAGGACAAGCUCUUCUUCGGCUGCAAGAUUGAAGUAAAAGCCCACGAGGGUCUGGAUGGCGAGGACAAUGAGUUCCGUCCGCUCGAGGCAGAGCUAGACGAGUAUCAUCCGAAGGCAACCCGCACCUUGUUUAUCGGCAACCUGGAAAAGGACAUCACAACGUCAGAGCUACGAAAGCAUUUUGAAGGAUUUGGGGAAAUUAUUGAGAUAGAUAUAAAAAAGCAAGGCUCAGCCUCGUCGUACGCCUUCAUCCAGUACUCGGAUAUCGCCUCGGUCGUCAAGGCGAUGCGUAAGCUGGACGGAGAAAAUCUCGGUGCCAACCGCAUCAAACUGGGUUUCGGCAAGUCAAUGCCAACGAUGUGCGUCUGGCUAGACGGGAUCGCCGACACGGUGAAUGAGAAAUUUCUUGCCAGACAAUUCUCUCGCUACGGUCCCGUAACCUACACUGUGAUAGAUCGAGAACGAGGGCACGCCCUUGUCUAUUUCGACUCGCUUGAUUGUGCACAACACGCCGUCUCCGAGAUGCGGGGUCGGGCUUUAAACGGCAAGCGACUUCAAGUGGACUUCGCGUCGCGCGAGUGCCAGUCCACCUUUUUUGAGCGGAUAGAAAGCUCGGGUCAGAUUGCCCAGGGCGACAGACCAUGGAUCAGCCGCGGCGGACGUGUGGCACCCGUGCUUCCGCCUGACUACGAUCGUGAACGAAACAACCUCCGAACUGAACAGUUUGAACAGCAGUCACGCUAUUCUCGUUACGAUGCGCCACCGCGGUCACGGUCAGCAAGCAACAGUACAUUUCGAGCAGUCGGCACGAGGGCGACUGGCGCGACUACCAACCCAGCGACGACGAAUCGUGCCGCACGCACGGGUUUUAGCUCGACACCACGCUAUGAUAGUUAUCAUGACGACUUUGAGCGGCGCAAUUCCCACCGAUUCUCCGAAAAGGAAGACUCGUUGGAUGAGGUGGUGCUUUACGAAGAUCGGAUCGAGCCGGAAUGGCGAACGUCAGGUUCGAAGGCCUCGAAGAUUCAUCGGAACUCGAUGAGCGAUCAUGAGGAUAGCCACCAUAGCGGUGGGUCACCUGUCCGACAUCACAGUCGAAGUCCACCUGUUGUGAAGAAGAAACGGCAUCGUAAGACGAGUGGCGGUUCGUCACGGAUGAGCAGUCCCGUCGAGAUGGACGUUAGCACAGGCGGAUUGGGAACGACGGGUGACGGAUGCAACCAGCACAACGCUCAUAAGGUAGUCGAUGGUCAGCGGCGUCGCAGUGAUCCAGCAUUCACGGACGCCUCAUCGCCUAGCCAGCUGGAACGCAAGCGACGCCUACUAGGCGUCGCCGCCGCCGCACCCUGCGAAGAGGCCGAUUCGAGCGACCACAGAAGAAAUAAGUACCUGAACACGAACACGAAGCAUGAUAUUUUGAGUUCAAGUGACAGCGAGUCAGGAAGCGUGAAUGACGUUCGCCUCAAGAAGCGGUUACAUCACAGCGCUAGCAUCUCGAGUAUCGUCUCGCAAACUCAAUCGGUCUCGUCGAGCGUCGCCCGAACGCCGACGGGUCACACGUCCUCGAAACAGAGCCGACCUCAUCAAAUAACCAAAGAAAUUCCGAGCAGCAUCAUCAAGAAGCAUGGCUCGGCACCCCUCAAGGAGGGCGUCGAGAACGGAUUGCGGGGACAUACUUCUUGCAACGACUCCAUCGCGAGGCGCGAUCCUCGUCAGGCCAGGCUGUGGGCGUCGGCCGGGUCGAUCGAGCAGACCUUAUCGCGAAGUAACAGUAGUGGCAGCACCACAGCGACAGCAAGUCUUGGCAAGCAGCAGCAUCACAAACGGAGCACAGACGAAGAGGAUACUAUGUCGGGGGUUGUCACCGAUAGUGGCCGUAUUCCCGAGCCAACGCUCUGCGGGGGCUUGCAGCUAGCUCCCGUGUCGGGUGCCACGUCCAAGCGGCCCGUCAUGGUUCUACCGCUGCCUAGAUUUGCUUUCUCGUUCUCCCGAUCUCCUUCACCUUCGAACCAUCAUCUAAACAGUCAUCAUUACGACACAUCCCAGAGUGCCUUGAGCAAGCAGCAACAGCAGACGUCCACCACCGUCGCCGCCAGUGGGUCAAGUACAGCAACAGGGACAACAACAGCAACAGCAUUAAAUGCUGCUAGUUCUGUACCAGCGACACCAGUAGUAGCAGGUAGCACACUACAGGGCGGUGGGCAAGUUUCCGGUCAAAUUCCAGUAGGACCGCCAGCAGCCGCUUCUGCCGGCGGACAUUUCAGUCUCUCUGAUUCGGAAUGUUCUUCACCAUCUCUCGUUGGGGGUGGCGGCCAUGGUUCGGCGCAUUUUACUACCAGCCAUGGUCACUCCGCUUCGCACGGUGGCCUCUCAAGUCGGCCGUCCAUCGAGGAGCGUAUUAAAGCACUGGACGAAAGAUGGCCUACGCCAGCGUCUGCGUCCUCAGCGACCUCAGCGACAGCAGUGAAUGCGUCCGCGGGCAGUAAUACGGUACAGCGCUCACUCUCCAACACGCAGACGGACAAUCCCCCACCACCACCGAUUGUGAUCGAUUACCAGAAAUACAACAUCAAGAAGAGGCCGCGAUUCCCAGCGCUAGCACCCGCUUCUGAUAUCGUCAACAAGACCGAACCUUCCGAAAUUACCAAGUCUUUGCUGGCCAAACAGUCAAUCCUCGAUCAGGACUCGAAGCGGCUCGAGCACAUCAACGAGAAGUACGAGCCGAACAAGGCUGGAGGCGGCGACCCAUCGCUGGCGGUAGGUGCGGCCGGUCCUGGCCUGGCCGACCCCAAGGACUCGCUUCUUGCAACCGUCAUAAAGAAGGAACCGAGCGAUAGUCGGGAACAGCCUGCCGUGACGCCGGUUGCCCUAAACGUUGUACAGUCACCAGUUGCGCCAAUUACACCGACCAGCGCAUCGGUUGUGCUUAAAGCCGAACCUCAACUGCCGCCGGCCAACGCGGUCAUGAAUCCUAUAACAACACCUGGCUUAACGUCCUCCACUCCACAGCAGUCGCAGAAACCUGUUUUGCCAUUUCGCACGAAGGCUGCUGCCAAGGAGUUUUCAAUGCCAAAUUUGCCACCCAUGGGUGCACAGAGCCAGCCACUAUUUCCAUUCGGAAGUGGCUCGGAACGUAAUCAAGCAACGCCAACAGCGCAGGUCACUCCUCCGGUUAGCUCACCGGGUCCACCGCCUGGUGUUAAGGUUGAGGCGGUGUCAAACAUCAAGAAAGAGUUGUCGGCAUCUCCACCGCCGCAAACCAAUAGUCCGUGCGGCGGCGCCCCAACAUCGGGUAUGAUGUCACCAAAGGGUGCGAGUCUCUCCCAGCCUUCUCAGCAACAGCAACCCUUAGCCGUUGUCGAGAGGCUGCAGCAGAACGUAAAGAAGGAGCACCGGCCGUCGCAGGGCGGUACGAGCCCGCCCUUGAGCAUCUCUCGCAAGGAUAAAGAGGAUAAGGCCAGCAUCAAGAAAGAAAAGGACAACAAUAGUAAGGAGGACAAUAAGUCCAUUUCAAAGUUUAACAGGGACAGGGACCUUACGAAGGACUUCGGCAAAGCUAAAAGCCCGAAAGCCACUAGCUUGAAGAACAAGGAACCGCAGCCGUCUGAUGCGGAGAUGAGCGCUAACGCCACAUCGGGCAACACUGUGCAGCAAGUUGUAAAGCGACGCGUUUCUUCGUUAGACAGCAAUGAAUCGGAAUCGGCAAAGUCCACGAGGUCAUCUGAAUGCGGCGGCGGUGCCCGCGAAAAGUCGAGCGAGCCUGAACCAAAACGAGCGAAGCUCAGUACGAGCUCAUCGGGAAAGUCGAGCUCGACUGAGAGCGAAUACAAAACUUCUUCGUGCCGCAAAGACGACCUGCGCAAGGACCGCCAGGAGAAAGAUAAGGACUCACGUGACAAGGAGAAGAUAAAAGACAAGGACAAAACAGGCAAGGAGAAACCCGAUCGGGAGCAUUCGUCGUCGAAGCAUUCAUCGUCAUCAUCAUCAACCGCAUUGUCAUCAUCAAUCCUGAAAGACGAAGGUAGCAGUAGCAGUUCACAAAAGAAAGACAGCGUUGGAAAAAAGGAUCACCAUUCAAGCAGUAGCAGCAACACAAAGGACAAAGUCGACAAAAACAUGGACGGCGUAAAUGUCAACAAGAAGGACAAGGAAUCCAAAAUGAAGGACUCGUCGUCAAGCAGUAACAAAUACUCCUCGUCGUCAUCAUCAUCUUUUAAGGAUAAAGGACGCGACGACCGCGUUGAGAAAAAGGACAAGGAUCAGAAGGAGAAGAGUGACCGUGAGAAGCAUAAGGACAAAGAACGAAGUCGGCGUCAGGACAAGGAACACUCACGGCAAGAUAGCAAUAGUAAGGACAAGGACAGGGAAAGUAGACGGGACAAGGACAGUAUGACCACGGGUAGUGGUAAGGACAAAGAUCGAAAGGCUGAUGUGGACAGGGAUUCGAAAGAGACCAAGGAAAAGCUGCUUUCGAGCAACAAGGACAAGAUCCGAUCGACUGGCAUCGAUAAAUCGGAUAAGAUGGACAAAGAGAAGGACAAGACCGAUAAUAAAGAGCGCAGUAGCGACAAAUGCGACAAAACCGGCAGCAGCAGUGGUAGCAAACAAGAUCGCGAAGGAACCAGCAGUUGGGAAAAGAAGGCGAUGCAACGUCAAGCGAUUGCUAAGGAAGUCGCGGACGCAGCAGCAGCCGCAGGCAUACCAAUGGAAGAGCUCGGUUUCGUCGAUGGGGUACCCAUGUUCCUCUCCAUGUACGAUAAAGUCAAGCAACGUUCAUGCAAAAAUCAGCAACAACAACAGCCUGUGCACGACGUUAGCAAGGGUGACAAGUUCGGCAAGCUGAAACAGUCUCGUGCGCGCAAGAAGACGCUGGACUCAGACGCCAGUGAUGACUUCCUGCCCUCCGACGCAUCGAACUCGGAGACGGAGACGACGUCACGGCAGUCGCAUCCACACGUACAUCAGCCGUCGACACAUCAGCCACAGCAGCACCAACAUCAAUCGCAGCAUCAACAGCCACAACAACCACAGCAGCAGCAGCAGCAGCAGCAGCAGCAGCAGCAGCAACAACAACGAACAAAAAAUCGAAAGAAUUCAGUGAGUCACCCGCAUUCGAAAAAACGGAAGACGGUCAUUGAGAGCUCCUCCGAUGGUGAGACGCCUGCUAUGUCGAAGUCUACAACGGUCACCACGACUACGAGCAGCAGUAGUACGACCACACUGUCGAGCACAGCCGCCACCGCUGUUAAGGCGCCACCGACCUUGUCAAAGAAUCGGACCCGGCAGGCUUCGUCCGCACCGAAAGCUGCCGUCGCAUCGGAGUCCGAGGACAGUAGUGACGAAUCCACGAAACUGUCGACGAUCUUCCCGAAAAGUAAAGCCGAGCAACAAAAGAAGAUGGAUCUGUCCGAUCUUUAUUCGUCGGACUCAGCCGACGAUUCGGACAAGCUCACGACGCAAAAGCGGAAGAGGACGACGACAGCCAGCGUGGCGACGAAAAACGUAUUCGAAAGCUCCGAGGUGUCGAACGAUUCGUCUGCAAAGAAAGAUUCCUUGCAGAAUAAAGUCAAGGUUAGGAGAAAGCUCGAAAAGUCGAUCUUGUCCGACUCCGAGUCAUCUGAUGACGAGUCGAAAAAGAAGGAGCAACAGCAGCAUUUAAACAAAACUAAAAAGGAAAAAGAUCUAUCCCUAUUCAACAGCAAAGAUAACAGCAGCAGCAGCAAAGACGAGCCCAGUGUGGAACGUCUCAAGGAUGGAAAAGAUCGUAAGGAGAAAGAUGCGUCAGCUAAAAAGGAAAAGGAUAAUCGAGAAUAUAAAGAACACAGUGGAGAGUACAAGGAAGAACAGAGCAGGGUCAACAAGAAGAAGAAACUUAAGAAGAAUAAACAAUGUAAAGACAAGAAAACUGAUAGCCGUAGAGAGGGCAAAGAGAUCAACAAGGAUGACGAGUCAACCAAGAUCGCGACGAGCCAAAACGUGUCUGUCACCGUUGGAGGGAACACAGCUGCAUCGAGUCAGGCUCAGGGUAGCCAGGAAUCGGCGCAGCCAGCGAAGACGAGUUGGGCCCUUAAGGACCUCCUGGCGGAGUCCAUGAAGGCGUCCAAGGCGGCCCCUGUUGUACAGCGAACGCAACAUAACAAGCAGCAAGAUCCGAAAGAAAAGGAAGCCAAAGAGAUCAAGAUGUCGGAGCCCAUUGUCAAGUCAGCGGAGAGGAACAAGAGCACAGAGGACUCCGACAAUGAGCGAUCUGAAGCCGAACAAGCGUCCGAAGAUGAUUAUAUCAAUCCGCGCGCUCCAGCACCAGCCGGCAAUGAAUAUCAGAGCGAAAUAUCCGACAGCGAAUUACAUAGUGAGCCGAUCAUUAACAAUUUGGCACAGAAGGGGUCUCCGCCUCACGAUCGAAUCGAAAGUGAUUCAGAGUUGGACAGUAUCGUAAACGCUCUCAGCGGACCCGUAAGUAGCUAUGGCGAUUCGGAUCGUAUGGAUCGCCAACAAUGCGAGCUGUCCCCCAAAGUGGACGAACGCAGUGAUUCCGAACUGCCUACAGCUCCUGCGAACGAUUCGAGAAAGCACUUGGUGUCCGAUGUGGUGGAAGUGGUGCCUUUCGAUGCGUCCAACAAUAGCCAGUUUAACAUCGACCAUAAUAAGCAAGACAUGAUGAACAAAGUCGAUAAAGAUAACUCUUCGGCUAAUACUACUCUUAGUACUAAUAGAUCCGAUUCAAUAGCUAUUACCCGGCCCGGCGAAAAAGACCGCACCGAUCGAGACAAAGAGAAGAAACGCAAGGACAAAGAGAGUCGGCAUCACCACCAUCACCAUCAUCACCAUCAUCAUCGCAAGGACAAAAAGGAUAAGGACAAGCAUCGCGAUAAGCAGCUCUCUACUUCAUCGUUUUCGGCCAGUAGUAGCACCUACCAGCAACAGCAGUCACACUCGGCAGCUGGUUCCGAUUGUCGAGACAACCAGCCAAGCAUAGCAGCUGCAGCGGCCGCACUCAAAGAACGUGAUCCACAGCAGCAACCGCGGCUAUCUGCCGCAACGGCAGUUGUCUCCGUCUCGGGUACCAGCAGCAGCAGCAGUAAAGCAGUGUUCGAGGCAGAUGAUAGCAAAUUGUCAACAUCGGAGGAUGUACGUGCAGAUGAAGAUACCGUGGAAGAAGCACGCCGUCUCGAGGAGGAACUACUGGCUCCUGGUUCGGCUGAGACGAGCAACACGUUUGAGGCUGAUCUUAGCAAGAAGGAUGACAAAUCAAUCGAAGAGCGUCACUUCGAAGAAGAAGCCGCUAAAGAGACAAAGCGACUUGAGGAGGAGAUGUUCUCCAGUCGCGAUGAUGCAUGGCAAGAAGGCUAUGAUAAAGAGAAGGACGACUCGCCGCUGGGUAUAGGACAUGACAAGGACGGGGUACCCGGAUCCUAUGAGUUGGACUCAGAGCGCAAAAUGGAGGACGACCUGGCAGUGUCUGCUUUGUUGCAGGAGAUGGGCGAUGAGAAUGACAUUGCAAUCGUCAAAGAUCAUCCGCCGGUAGAGGAAGAUCCCGAGUAUCUAGUGGAUCAGGCCCAGCAGGAUCAGGACCAUGAUCAGUCCCCGUCCGCUGAUGAGCCCGUCACACUCGAGCAGUCCCCGCGUGUCGGCUCUGAUGCGCAUUUUGUUGUUCAGGAUGAGGAGAGUUCGGGCUCGUUGCAGAUUGAUACCACGGAACAGGACAAUGUCGUAAACCAGGAAGCCAGCCCGGCAACCCCGACCCCAAUAAGAGCCUCUAGUUCGUUGGGUGGUCAGGACAAGCCCGUGCUGGCAUUCCAUGAAGCUCUCGCUUCACUGCAAGAGCCUCACGGUCAACAGGCACCUGUACACUCGCAUCAACAUCAACGAGAACAUGCUCGGGAACAGCAAACAUCCUCAACAACAAGCAUUUCACAGUGCUCGAAAUCGCCACGCGACGCGCUGAUUGAGAACCACUCACAAGACCGGCCAUUAACCCCGUGUAUCGACCUACACUCGAGCCCGCCGCUGCACAGCCACUCCGACAUAGAUAAGAUUUCCAGUCUAGGUCGCACUGCUCUUCCGGAUAAACCACUUAAAGACAAGGAGAUAGACCUCAGCAGCAGCAGCUGCAGUCUCAUCAAUCAAUCUUCAUCAAAACUGUUAGUUCCGCCUCCGGUUUCGCCGACUGUGGCCAACCCUGCGAUUCACAGUCAGGCAGAGGAUCUCUUCGAUGCCCUGCAGGCCGAGACAAAGGCCCGCACACCCGAACCGCCCACUCUGUCUCAUCAGAACAAUUUAUACCAGGUCCAAUUAUCCCAAUAUCCCAUCGCUGCCGUAUCCUGCAAAUCUCCAAUUCAGUCGCUAUUGGCUGGCUCCGCCGACGAUCGGUUGGCCGCUGGUGAUUCACUAUCGUCGUCGCCGACAAAGAUUAAGACUCCGUCGCCCGCUAAGUCAGAUUCGAGCAAACUCGAAAUUAUGGAGAGCCCAUUACACGAGCCGGACGACAAAGAGGUUUCUUCCGCACAACAGACUCCAGAAAAUAACAACAGCAGUAGUGACAACGCGGUAAACAAGGAACAGCCGAAGGAGCUUGACGCGGCCGAGGAGCGGGCAAACAAAGAUAAAGAUGAUACAAACGACAGCUCAAGCAAGGAUGAUGACUUCCACGAGUCGCACUCGACGCCCAUUCUGGAGAUUAUCGAGAACCUGUCAUCGCCCGUAGUGCACGCCAAGGACGACAAAGACGAUAUCGAAGCUCCAGACACGCCAGAGGGCACUCCUGCCGAGGCUCCCCCCGAUGAUAUGCCCUCGGAGUAUGAGCAUACCGAGGUCGAGGAGCAGCCUGAGGAGGAGGAUCGAGAUGAACGCGGAGACGAUCGCGAAGAACGUGAGCGCCGGCCCGCUCCACAGCUGCGGGGCAAGCGUGGCAAACGAGGUGGCCGUGGCGGUCGAGGCCGCAGCGGAGCUCGUCAGAGCCAGAAUCAGACCCACGAAGUAGCCGCUAACACGACGGUUGAACCCAAACGCCGAGGAGGUCGAGCCACUUCCGUGGAGAAACUCCGCCGCGGUUUACGAUCAGAGGACAGUGCAGCAACAGCUGCCCAGCAGCAGCAACAGGAGGCGGUCGCGAACGAUGCGAAGGCCGCAGACACUCCUGAGAUGGCGGUGACGUCUCAACUGCAGUCUCAGAAGCAACAGGACCAGGCCGCCGACUCCAGCUCUGCAGGAACAGCAGCCGAUAGGACCGCACUGGACAGACUUACGACCACAGCGUCCGUAUCGACAUCUGCGGCGACGGCAGUAGCAGCAACAGCUGCGACACCAGCGUCUGUUACCGAAGAUGAGCGGCCUCAACAGCAGAACAAGGGCCGCCCCACCCGCGCUGGCCGUGGCAAAAAGAACAAGCAGUCCCAGGAUAACGAUCAGGUAGCCUCGGUGGUCACAGCACCAUUAUUGUCUACAGCAACAACAAUAACAACUACAACAUCCGCAUCUGUAGCAGCAGUAGCUGCCGUCACCACCAUGGCAACAUCCGCAUCAGCAGAGGAGUUCCGAAGCGGUGUCACGAGCAGCGAGACAACCAGCACAAACAAAACGGAGAAGCCGUGCUUUAAUCGAGACGCUGGCCUGAAAAGGCCGGCAACGAGCUCAUUCGACGUUUAUGAGUUUAAGGACUCUGAUGAUGAUGAGGAUCCGUUCUCAGCGUUGCCAGCGAAUCAUGAGCAACAGCAAGCUGCGCCUACUGCGGUAAACACAUCUGUUGUCGGCGAGAAAGUCGCCGAUAAUAAUAAAAUUAUCGAUGGCAUUCGUGAGAAACAAGACAAAUUAGACAAAACGCUUGGCGGCAAGGAGGCCACCCCAGCGGUGUCAUCUACUGACGAGAAGGAGAUCAAGGAGCGUCGCUCAAGUGACGAGAAAGAGUACGUCGCCGAACCAUCGCAACACGGCAAGAUUUCACUUACUAUUCGACUGCAUAAGGACGGUCACGACCGUGCUGAAGUGGUCAAGAGUUCGGAGCCAAUUGACGAAGUCAAGCCGUCAGCACCGAAGCCAUCCGCACCCGUCGUGCAUGAAGAAACCAGCCAAAGCAGCGGAAAAACCCGAAAAUCUGCUCGACUCGCAGGAAAGAACACGGUCGAUGACACAAUUGACGAAGUUAUCGGAGGCAUGCCUGCGGUGGAGAUCGAGUCGCUACCGACGACCAGAUCAGGCCGGCCUCGACGGGGCGUCACGCGCAAGGAGCCAGAAGACAACACCAUGGCACAGACUGCCAGUGUCCAGGAGAGCUCCAAGGAAAAAGAGAAUAACGAGGUCGAGGUUCCGGAACCCGCCCCGCAACCGACGCAAACCCCAAAGAGCAACAGAAGAGGGGCCCGCCGUAAGCAAGAGGAACCGACAAAGAUCGAACUUCCAACAAAAGAGGUCAAGAUCGAGGAGGAACCAGCUGCACGAGAGCGUGCACAGUCGACUGUAGCCGAGGAAGAGGCUGUUGCCGCCGCCAACGACGUAAAAUUAGAACCGAAACAGGAGCAACCUGCCAUUGCUGAUCUGGCGGGCGUCAAAGUGUCCCCCCUGGACAGCGUUCCAAAGGAAACAACGGCAAAUGAAACUCCACCUGCCUCAGUCACACCACCGUCCAGGCCGCCUGUACUUUCUCACGCGCGUGCCUCACCUGACAGGGUUCUACCACCUACAGCUACACCGCCCACAGCCAGUCCCCCGAUGCCGGCAACAACCCCAACGGUCGUAGAGGAUACACCGUCGGUCGAGCUAAAGAAGACAACAGAGCCACAUCCGGUACCUGUGACAGCGGAAAACCCACCAACUGCUCAACCCACCAACACACAGGAACUAUUGAACCUUCCAAACCUACCGAAAGGCCUCACAGCAGCAUCUGUACAGAACCAAACAACGGCUGUUCAGAACCAAGCUCAAUCACACCAACAACAACAACAGCAGCAGCAACAGCAACAACAGCAAACACAGCCACAGCCAGUCCAACAAAACCAGCCUGCUCCUGGAACACAGUGGCCUGCCUGCGGGCCUAACACCGGCGUAAAUGUACCCGCACAAGGGUUUUCAUCUUAUCCUGUUCCAUCUGGCGGAUCUGGGACUCCUCCAGGUUUGCCACAUCACGCUAGCAUGGCCACUCUGCCUACGCAACAGCUCAGUCCCCGGCUGCCGGUGUCGUCAGCUUGCGUUGUUCGCUCGACAGACAACAAGGCUUUGCUGACACAGAGUGCAGUUCAGCAACAGCAACAACAACAGAACCAAGUGCCACCCAGGCUCGAAAUUCCACCCGAGAGUAUCCAAAAGCAAAUUGUAGGACAUCCAUCUCCGUACGGAGUUGCCGGAAGAAGUGCGAAUACCCGUACGCCCCCAGCGCCCACUCAAAGUGGUCAAGUCAAUGUUGUAGUGUCACAGGCUAGUACAAACUCUGUACAAGCUUCCACUCCACCGGCGACCAGAACACCCCAGCAACAACAGCAGGCCCAAUCCACAGCUAAGAAAGCGAUGUCUACAGGAACGAAGACCGCCAUGCCCACUGGAUUUGCUUUCGACCAAGUGCCCGGAACAUCUGGCGUAGGUGUCGGGCCUGCAGGUGCCGGCAGCGGUGUCAUAGCGGAACUUCUGCAAAAUUCCCAGUUUAUACCUAAGGAUUAUUUGGCUGUGGCGGCGCAGCUUGCCGCCCAGGCUGCUCGUCAAGGAAAUCAAAGUGUAACAGGUAACCCGACUCCCCCGCAUACGCCGACACCUCCACAGGAGCUCUUGAAUGCCAUGCGGGGCCAAGCGGGUAGCGCCCCGCAGAACAUGCUGGUACCCAACCCACUUGGUCUGUCACCUAACGACUUGUUGGUGCAUCAACAAUUUAUGUAUGCCGCAGCCGCCAACCACCCCGCGUAUGCGGCUGACCUGCGUGCACUGGGCUUAGGGUCUCGAUUCCCCUAUCCAGCCAUGGCAGGCUUCCGGCCUCCGCCCGAUCCUAAAGAGAAGGAAAAAGAACAUGAAGCACUGAGUAAACCCAAGGUAAAAGGCGCCCAGGCCCACCAACAGCAAGAGCAGCAACAGUCUGGCAAGCCCUCCAGUGGUCCACCGCCGCCAACAUCCUCAGCGGAAAUGCUCAGUCGUUUAGGCGUAACGCCCGGUGGUGGUUACCGCGCUGCCGCAAUCCACCAACUCGGCCAGCAGCUUCCUAUACCCAGCGCAUGUUCGAGCGACGCGCAGGCCAGUCCCUAUGGACGAGCUCCGACCCACGUUAAGGCGACGGAGAGCGAGCUCAAACAACCGCCAGCGGCUCAUCAGAACCACCAGUAUCCGAUGGCUGUUGGCUCGCCGAGUCCUGGCUUCAUGCAGCAUUCCGCCAGUGGUGGGGCGCUCGCCCUCAAGAAGGAGUUGGCUGCCCAGGCGCAAGCUCAGGCCCAACAGCAGCAGCAGCAGCAACAGCGUGAGCAACAGGAAGCGCUGCUUAAGAAGACUGGCCGCUUUGGAGGACGUGCUCUUGAAACCUCGACGCUCCACGGACCGCCACCGGCGCAUGCGCUCGCCCAACAGCCCGCGGUAGCUCGAAGUCAACCACCCACGCCGCAGACGCCGCCACACGGAAGUGUUGUACCACCACCGACUGGUGAAGUGCAAAUGCUUUCUAGGUAUCCCGUCAUGUGGCAGGGCCUCCUGGCCCUCAAGAACGAUCAGGCUGCUGUGCAGAUGCACUUUGUAUCAGGCAACUCGCGAAUAGCACUCAGCUCUCUGCCGGCGCUCGGACCCGACGGUGGACCUGCGCCAGUACGCAUCGCACAGCGUAUGCGACUCGAGCCUGCCCAGCUCGACGGCGUAGCGCGGAAGAUGCAACAUCCAGAGGAACACUGCAUUUUGCUAGCACUGCCCUGUGGACGCGAUCAUAUCGAUGUGAUGCAGCAGUCGCAUAAUUUGCGUAGCGGCUUCAUAAACUAUUUGUCGUCGAAACAAGCAGCCGGCAUUGUCAACGCUGGCUCGCAACCCGGAACCGGCCAGCCUGCGUACGUCAUUCAUAUCUUCCCGACCUGCAGUUUUUCACACGAGAAUCUAGUCCGCAUUGCGCCAGACCUACUGCAGAGCGUAACUGACAUCGCUCAUUUGAUGGUCGUGGUUGCAACCGUCUAAGUAAAAAACGACCUCAGGCAUCGACGACGACGACGACGACGACGAAGAUAAACACAGAACGAGACAAAAAAGAAACAGCAACUGAAUUGCGCCAUAUUUUCAACGGUCGCAUACACGGCCCAUAGUAGCAGUCGACGGUAUCGCCAUCGAAACGCUAUCAGCGACCCUAAAUUUGAUCGGGACACAAACGAAAACAUCGCGAAAUUACCAGGCUGUCAGUUUGAGCACGUGGAAUCAUCUACGUCACGUCGCGAUCGAUCAGCUGCUAAGUCCUUCCAACGAAAGACCAUCUAAGUGGGGUACGCUUUACCAUCCACACGUAAUUCUAGUCCACAUUGCUGAGCACUGCCGUCCCAUGAAGAAACGUUCAAUUGCGAACGGGGUAACUGUCCAAAACAAAAAGAUCAAGAGUCCUUCCUUCCUUCCUUCCUUCCUCUAAACUCUUCAGCAAGAGUUUACUGCAAAGUGCAAAAGGUAACGAUGAACAGGAUCGAUGAAGACAACGAGAUGAAGCUAACAACCGAUUGCUGCUACCGCUUCCGCUAUACAGCCAAUGAUGAUUUCUAAUAAUGGUGAUUUUGACAUUCGUGUUUGCCCUAAAAAGUUCUACCGUCAGCUAUGUCGUGGGGUAUGACACGAUUGCCACGACGCGCUAACAGAUUUCAACCAUGUAAUUUCAUCGUAUUUCAUCCAUUAUACAAAUUCAUAGGUUCAACAAUUCACUCAUUCAACAACAUAGCGUAUAUUUCACCCCUUAUCGUGUAUUACACAGAACCAUUACACAUAUGCAUAAGUACAUAAGCAAGCUCACGUCUCAUCGUAGCCUAUGUACCGUCGUGAUGCCCGACAUAUUGGUAUAAAUAUAUAUAUAUAUAUAUAUAAAUAUAUAUAUAUAUAUAUAUAUAUAUCUCUAUGAAAUAAAUGAUGUAAAGAAAACAACGAGGAGAGGAUGCAAAAAAGUGAAACUGAUGUUACAAUAGAAACGAAAAAUAUUGUCAUAAUAUUAUUAUUAUUAUUAUAAACCUAUAUAUAAGAUGAACAUAAAAGAGUGUAGAAAAAAAGGUAAUAAUAUUGAGAAGGGGACGAGAGGAUAUAAAUAUAACGGAUAUUAGUAAUAACGCUACGGUGCUCCAGAGACCAGCAAGGUUAUCAUAGAAAUGAAACACUUGUAGAGAACUAAAUAACGAUACUCUGUGUGAAACUGAUCGAAGAAAGCGGAUUGUAAUAAGUGUGUAAGAAACUGCGAGCAGCAGAUGACGAUAACGAGAAAGAGGAAUGAAUCAAUAUAUGCGACGCUCACAUCAAGCACGACUCGACCCCGGCCAUUAACACAGCCUGGGGACCCCUUGUGUAUCUUGUACAAUAUCAGUUCAACUUUAUCUAGGUAAGCUAUUAUAUAUAUAUAUAUAUAUAUAUAUAUAUAUAUAUAUAUAUAUAUAUAUAUAGAGCAGCAAUGUGCUUUUGUUUUGUUAAAGUUAAAGUUCUAUUCACCAAGUAUCAAACAACAACAACAACAACUACACGAACAGGGGACGUCACACGAAACAAAGAACCCGAUAACAUAAAAAAGGGAUGACAUUUCGAAACAAGACAAAUUUCCAUACAGAUAUAUAAACACGGAAAGAGAGAAA